Electrophorus electricus (electric eel) is the source of this 1780-nucleotide messenger RNA. It is a transcript of the gene pip4p1b, whose product is annotated as phosphatidylinositol-4,5-bisphosphate 4-phosphatase 1b. The record is from RefSeq and is a predicted model, not a curated record. Gene Ontology annotation, biological process: phosphatidylinositol dephosphorylation. Gene Ontology annotation, cellular component: lysosomal membrane; phagocytic vesicle membrane; plasma membrane. NCBI's taxonomy places the organism in Eukaryota, Metazoa, Chordata, Actinopteri, Gymnotiformes, Gymnotidae. Gene Ontology annotation, molecular function: phosphatidylinositol-4,5-bisphosphate 4-phosphatase activity.
UUCAUGUGAUCUGGUGACGCUUCCUGGAGUAUUUAUUUCGCGUUAUGAUUCAUUAGAGUCCUCAGUGAAAAUAUUUAUUUAGUAGAAAGCCCACGAUCCUCAUCGAAAUUUGUGAACGACCGCAUCGUCUAGGGUAUGGCGGACGGAGAGAGGUCCCCGUUGCUAUCAGAUAAUAUUAACGGGGCGAACGGGCUGUCCUCAAGAGAUGAGACCUACAGCGUACCGAAGAAAACCCACAGCUUCCCGGAGCCACCCGGGUUGCCAGGUGAGGCCCCGCCACCAUACUCCUUGUUGACCUCCCCUGAGAGCAGCAGUGCCCCGGUUAUCAGCUGCCGCGUUUGCCAAUCCCUUAUCAGCGUGGAGGGAAAGAUGCACCAGCACGUGGUCAAGUGUGGUGUCUGCAGCGAAGCCACGCCUAUAAAGAAUGCUCCUCCUGGGAAGAAAUAUGUGCGCUGUCCCUGCAACUGUCUCCUGAUCUGCAAGGUCACCUCACAGAGGAUUGCCUGCCCUCGGCCCCUGUGUAAGCGUAUUAUUAAUUUAGGUCCAGUGAAUCCAGGUGUAGGGAGUCCAACCCCCCAGCCUAGAGGAGCCAGGGUGUCCUGUGGCCACUGUGGAAAUACUUUUCUGUGGACAGAGUUUACAAACCAGAUGUUGGCCCGCUGUCCCCAUUGCCGAAAAGUCUCAUCGAUUGGUCAGAGAUACCCAAGGAGGCGGAGCUUGAUGUGGUUCGUCAUGUGUUUGAUUUUCACCAUUGCAACAGCUGGACUGAUGGCUGGUACGUGGUGGAAGGCACAGAAGUACCAGAGGCUCUACGUGCUCUGGGCAUUUUCCAUUCUCUUAGUUCUCAUCUGUCUGGCCAGGGCUUUACACUGGGCCUGCGUAAAGAUCAGCGAACCAUUGCACAACUAUGCCUAAACAGAGACAGAAAGACAGAGGGAAAGAUGAGCACAAGGUAGAACAUGAUUUUAUGACCAAGGAUGAUUGUUUGAUGGUUCGGAAUAACAGCAUGUUGUUGUAUUCAGCAACCCAUCUGUUAAAAUGGCUGAAAUUCAGUGACCCACUGACACCACCAUCUUCCACAUUCAUUUUAAAUAUGAUAUGCCAAAGCCUUUUAACCUAGUGAGUCGAGUGAUGUCAUGCAUUGUGGUUUUAGGCAGGAAUCUCAGCCUGUAGAACUGGCUUCCUCAUAAAUAGAAUUCUUUUUCACACCUCUGGUAGUUCUGCUAACCCUAUAUACAAGCUGCCCUCAGCCUACAGCAUUAUUGCCAAUUAAGUAUAGUAGUGGUUUGCUUUUCUCCAAAAUAUUAUUUAUUCCAUUUUUUAAAUUUGAAAUCCUUUCUUUCCACAGUCAAAUUGCUUGUUUUACUUUAAUAGACAGUUUUACAAUUCGUCUUGUUUGCUUGUUGGUACUGGCAGUGUGUUUUGUUCAGUGUGCAAGAUAAGUGUUGGCAGAACACACUAAAAAAAUCAUUACACCAAAGCACAAAUACCAACCCAUGUACAGUUGAGUGCAAAAGUGCAUCCACUUAUUUUGAAAUGACAAAAGGAGUAAGACAAAGAAAGUUGAAGGAACUGGAUAUUUAACUAAAGUUCAUAUUUUCCAAAUAUCACUUGUGUACUCAAAACUUAGAAACAUGUUCAAAAUGUAUGACAGAGAGAAUAUGAUAAUUUUAUCAGAUCAAAACUUUGCAUCACCCUUACAUGUGCUGUCCAAUUUUACAUUUUUUAAAUUUACAUUUAAGGCAUUUAGCUGAUGCUUUUAUCCAAAGCGACUUACAGU